UAAAUGAGAUCAACGCUUGCUCAUAAAGAUUCCACUUACUGCCGAUUGCGACGUGACAGCCAGUGGAUUUCCUAAAUAGUCGUCCAGAGACAGCAAGCAAAUAAAAUGUGAGGUUCCUGGGAGCUGUGACAGCAUCUAGAGAGGAAUAAACUCCGGAAGUACUCACUGAGCAGUUUGGAAUUCCAUCUAACGCCGGGGUGGAAAUAAGCCUGGAUUUGAUAUGUCCCCGAGAUGAAAAACAAAGGGAGAAAUUUGCAUUCACUCCAGCUUGUAUCAUUUAACCACUGAGUGCCCUGGAUAUGUUUAACCAAAAUCACAGGAGCAGCAACGUUACAAUGACUCUUCCUGGACGAGGCAAACGGAAACAUCUUAAUCCAUCUGACUGUUGGUUCCUGAGCAAUAGUCGUGAGGGUGCUUUCUCUUUGACCCGACUGUUCAUCUACGCAGGUACCAGCAGAGAUUUGAACAGGGGCCUCCAUCCCACGGACAGAAAAAGGAGGAGAUCUGCAACACGGCUGUGUCCUCACCAAAGAUGGUGGAUACAUGAUGCUGACAGUCUGUCAGAAGAUGCAGCCAGUGGUGAAGCCAUCAUUGGCCCAUCCUCCUCCAAGAUUGAUUCUGUUUUUGAUCCUGAAGAUUUUAACUUGCCUGUUGAAAGAAACAUGCUGAUACUGGAUUCCAAGGACAAUGGGGAGGGCUGUGUCCUGUUGUCUGGAAGCCCAAGUGAGACCAGUGAUGUGGUUUGUGCGAAGAGACCCAGCUUAGAGGAUGCACCCGUGUCCCAGGAAUGGAAUUGGGCAGAAGGUGAUGAACUGGAGGUGGAUCCUCUCCCUGACUCAUACUUUGGGUUACUGGGAUGCACCUGCUCCCAUGCUCUCCCCGCUGGCCAUAUCAGCCAGCUGCCAGAUGAAAUCCUCAGGAUUGUGUUCUUUUAUCUGCCAGCUGUGGACCUGUAUCGCCUCCGCUCAGUCAGUCAGCAAUGGCACCAUGUUAUCAGUGAUCCAGUGUUUGUGCCAUACAGGAAGUUGUACUAUCGAUACAGGAAGGGAGAAGCAAGUGCUGUGAAAGAGAUUGACUGGAUCCUGAAGGAAAAUCAUAUUAAAAAGGAAGAUGAACUCUGCAUGUUGAAUCUCAUAAAACACGUGGUGAUGUUCCACCUUGGUAUGUUUGUGAACGCUGAAGCUGUCUUGACUUGCCUCACAGACCAUCCUCUGUUUAAACAAUCUGAAGCAUGUGUGGCCCAGACACUACCUCAUUUGGUCACUGGAGCAAAGACUGGAUAUGUGCAGGCGUUGCUGGCUGUGAUCAUUCUCCUGUCCAAUAGUGUGAAUGACAUCCAAGAGCUGAUAUCCCGUCUCCAACAACCCUGUUCGACACUGCCUGUAAUGGAGGUGACAGAGAUCCUGUACUACAUGGCGACCUUGCUGUUUGCCUUGAGAGAGAAGGACAUUAAUAUCAGCAACAGGAUUCAUUACAAUCUGUUCUACGCACUGUAUUUAAUGGAGAAUCCAGCCAACAUCAGUAGAAAAUCUGUGAAGCGUCUUCUUUCAACUCAGGACUCUGGCAGGGCCUCUGUGCUUGACUUUUCCACUAGGUACCAGAAUAAGAGGAAGCUAAUAGUUUAUGAUCUGAAGCCGUUUUCCAUUUUUAAAUUUCCUGAAGCCCGCGGCAGCUUUUUUAGAGCAAAAUUAAUCUGUCAGAGCCUCUGCAUAUUCUUCUCCUCUUCGGAUGAGACUCUCACCGUGUCACAUUUACCAGGACACUAUAAGAGCAUGCGUGGAGGUAUCAGGCCAAUGGAACAUCAAGAGAAUCAACAACUAAUUGAAGACACCAAGCAGAUUUGGGAAAAGAUGGUGAAUCUGGGUGAAACUAAGGAGAAUGGUUACUUCAUGACUCGUGAUGGAUAUCUGAAGCUUUGGCAGCUCAGCAAGCCACGGCUGUUACAGUUUGAUGUCAUCCUUUUAGAUGAAGCUGAAGAUUGUAGCCCAGUAAUCAUGGACAUUGUGCUGUCUCAGAAAUGUGGCAAGAUUCUUGUGGGUGAUCCACACCAGCAGACCAGUGAAUUCGGGGGUUCUGUGAAUGAUCUACUUAAAGCCCACCGAUCACAUCAGUUUCAACUGACACAGAGUUUCAGAUUUGGACCCAAAAUUGCUUAUGUUGCAGCCACAAUAUUGGACGUGUACAAACAUGUCAAAGACAAGACCUUGGUUGGUGGAAAACAAGAUGGCAAUAUUGACAAUGACACUGGGCAGAUGGCUGUUCUGUGCAGAACCAGUGCUGCAGUCUUUGAUGAAGCUGUGUGCAUUACUACGAGUGAAAAGCCAAGCAAGAUGUACAUCAUCGGAGGACUUGAUAAAUUUGGAAUGAACAUAAUUCUGGACAUUUGGAUGCUUAUGAUUCGGGAAAAGGAACAAGCAACCAAGGAUCUGGUAAUCUGUGAUCCAUUCAUCAGAAUAUUUGAACGUAAAGGUGGUUUGCGUGGAUUGAAAGAUUAUGCAAUUGAAGCUGAAGAUAAGGAGUUGGGAGAGAGGAUUGCACUGGUGGAGAAGUACAGUCUGAGGCUCCCCGCACUGAUUGAGAAAAUCACCAGCUACUCUGUUGAUGACCUGAAAUUUGCAGAUGUUGUUUUGGGAACUGCAUGCAAAGCAAAGGGUUAUGAGUUUCACACCGUACAGAUAACCAAUGACCUUGUGAAAGUUCCAGGCUAUCGACAUGAUCAUCGUAUGCUUUCGGAGUUCAGAAUGGAUGUGGUGCCAGAUAUCGAUUGGAACUUGCUUUACAUUGCUGUGACACGGGCAAAAAGGCACCUAGUGAUGAACAAAUCUUUAGAAUGUCUGCUUUCCUUCGCUGGUGAGUAUUUUCUGAAGCCAGAGCUGACUUCUAGUUUGCUCCGAGAAGGGAUGCUCCUUCGUUGCCAUGCAAAAGGGUGUUCAAAUUUCAUCGAGAGUGAAACUGCAUUAACUCUGAGAAAAAUAUUGAAUAGACAGUCAGACCACAGCUGGAAUACUGUGAACACCUUUGAGCCCCUUGGGGAAACAUAUACUGGCAUUGGAGGCAUUCCCGAGAAGGCUCGCUCAGUUGCCCUUGCUUAUGGAGGAUCCGUCAAAAGGGAGAAACUGAGUACUUUGGGCAUGUACUUGGUGGAAGAAGAAUGA
This is a messenger RNA of Rhincodon typus (whale shark), 3155 nucleotides long. RefSeq names its product F-box DNA helicase 1 (gene fbxo18). Gene Ontology annotation, biological process: replication fork processing; double-strand break repair via homologous recombination. The coding region runs from base 300 to 3155 and encodes 951 amino acids. Lineage: Eukaryota; Metazoa; Chordata; Chondrichthyes; Orectolobiformes; Rhincodontidae. The record is from RefSeq and is a predicted model, not a curated record. The transcript is spliced from 20 exons. Gene Ontology annotation, molecular function: 3'-5' DNA helicase activity; DNA binding; ATP binding. Gene Ontology annotation, cellular component: nucleus.